AUGUCCGAUCCAGUCCAUCCGGAUCAGGCAUCUCCUCCUGCUUCAGGAUCGAGGCCCCUCGGAUCGUCCUCUACGAUCCCAACGUCAGGUGUCGGAACCUCGACGCCUACCAGUACUGCAAUCCCAGACUCCUCCACCGUGCCGGUAACCGAGUUUGAUUGCUCGGCCGCGGUGGCAUCUGCCCAGAUGGGGGAAGACUGGUGGGUUUUCCAUCGCGAUCUCUCUGUCGCGACCCUCUCCAAUCCCCGCUCCGGACAGGACCUCCGCCGGCCAAAAUGUCCCAACUCCGGAUUCGAGUGA
Molecule: messenger RNA, 300 nt
Organism: Peronospora matthiolae
Lineage: Eukaryota; Oomycota; Peronosporomycetes; Peronosporales; Peronosporaceae
Source: the annotation of a GenBank genome assembly